Malassezia sympodialis ATCC 42132 is the source of this 540-nucleotide messenger RNA. RefSeq lists its product as uncharacterized. The transcript has a single exon. NCBI's taxonomy places the organism in Eukaryota, Fungi, Basidiomycota, Malasseziomycetes, Malasseziales, Malasseziaceae. The coding region runs from base 1 to 540 and encodes 179 amino acids. The record is from RefSeq and is a predicted model, not a curated record.
AUGCGUCUUCCACCCUUGUUGCACGUCGAGAUGCUACUUCGCAUGAUCCUGAUUCACCGGGCAUCAGCUGACUCGUCACAAGGAUACCUACUGGCCAUGUCCGUUCAUUUACAGUCGCUGCCAUUGACCUGCUUUCUUCUGGCAGCAGGUGCUGAUCCCACGUUGAAGCGCAGUAUCGCUCUGCACAUUGCAGCAAAACGAGGAGACCUCUCUUCCUUGCGUCUAAUGGUAGAGCGGGAUGAUAUUAUCGAAUAUCAAUGGCGCUCUCGUCUGCGCGCUAUCGUGGAAGACUUACGCGCACUAGAAAAUACCCGCUUUUAUGGCAAUUUCGAGAGAGGACCUCAGAAGACGUUACCCGCCCUGGGUGCUACGCCGGUCAAACGCCGACGCUUGACCGAUCGAUGCCCCUUGGAGCCUUCGCUUUUUAAGUCAGCCAUCGGGGUAAAAGCCUGGGAUAUCGUGGCUUACCUGAUGCAUACCAAAGGCCUUAUACCCGAUGUCGAUACCCUUCGCAUGAUAGAUACCUAUGGUAUGUCGUAG